Desarmillaria tabescens is the source of this 651-nucleotide messenger RNA. RefSeq names its product Der1-like protein. The record is from RefSeq and is a predicted model, not a curated record. Bases 1 to 651 code for a protein of 216 amino acids. NCBI's taxonomy places the organism in Eukaryota, Fungi, Basidiomycota, Agaricomycetes, Agaricales, Physalacriaceae. Gene Ontology annotation, biological process: endoplasmic reticulum unfolded protein response. Gene Ontology annotation, cellular component: Hrd1p ubiquitin ligase ERAD-L complex; endoplasmic reticulum membrane. The transcript is spliced from 2 exons. Gene Ontology annotation, molecular function: ubiquitin-specific protease binding; misfolded protein binding.
AUGCCCGUUGGAAUCGAGGCCUGGGUUACCCAGAUACCCCCAAUAACUCGGUCGUGGCUCUUGGCCGCUGUGUUGACCUCUCUCGCCGUGCAGUGUCAAUUGCUGACUCCGCUUCAGCUAUACUUCUCUCCGAAGAGCGCGUUCACCAACCUCCAACCUUGGCGUGCCCUCACAACCUUCUUUUACUUUGGCACCUUUUCCCUCGACCUCAUCUUUCAUCUCUUCUUCUUCAUGCGCUACAGCAGAAUGCUUGAAGAGAGCAGCUUCGCGCACCGUCCAGCCAGCUACCUUUAUCUCUUGUCGUUCUCGGCGGUGCUCCUCCUGGUUCUCAGCCCGAUGUUUAAUUUGCCGUUCUUGAGCUCGUCAUUGGCAUUUGUUCCCAUAUACGUAUGGUCGCGGAGGCACCCAUCCACUCCGAUCAGCCUCUUCGGGUUGGUCACUAUAACUGCGCCAUACUUGCCGUUCGCGCUGGUCGCUUUCUCAUGGGUCCUCAACGGAACAUGGAAGGCAGCUGCGGGUGAUCUCAUGGGAUGUUUAGUGGGCCAUAUAGCUUGGUUCACUCGAGAUGUAUGGGCUAGGGAAAUGCUCGGUGGUGACAGUGUCUUGAGCGAGCCGCCACCGUUUUUACAAAGAAUGAUGGGCGAUAUAUAA